Danaus chrysippus (African queen) is the source of this 726-nucleotide messenger RNA. The record is from the annotation of a GenBank genome assembly. NCBI's taxonomy places the organism in Eukaryota, Metazoa, Arthropoda, Insecta, Lepidoptera, Nymphalidae.
AUGCUCUUAGGACAAUGUCGAAGCGUGAUAGGAAUUUUAAAACCAGAGUUAAUGCAAUUGGCAUUAACUUCAGGAAUAAAGUAUUUUCCACCUCCUAAAAACUACGAUGAUAUUGUAAUUCCCGAACGGCCUAGACUCAGGGUUUUCGAUAAAGUUCCUCUGUAUCCACCAAAUUUAAAGCCACCUAAAAUGCAAAAGCGUCUUAGAUACAUGAGAGGACCAGAAACUGUACACAAUACUUUACAAUUGAAGCAGUAUGGUGUUGUUGCCACUGGAGGUGGGAGGUUGCGGCAUGAGCAUUUUGAAAUGAUACGUCUUCAAGUAGCAAGGAAGUUAGAUAUGAAAAGAAUGUUUGCUAUAUGGAGGGUAGAUCCACCAUGGCAGCCAGUCACCAAAAAAGGUCAAGGUCAACGUAUGGGUGGAGGUAAAGGGGCCAUUGACCACUAUGUGACACCAAUUAAGGCAGAUAGGAUUAUAUUUGAGAUCGGCGGCAAAUGUGAAUAUGCUGAGGUUCAUGAUAUGUUAAGAAUAAUAGCAGAAAGACUACCAUUUAAGGCAGAACCAAUAUCACAGGAACUUUUAGAGAAAAAAGCGGCGUCUGAAAAAUGGUGUGAAGAAAAUAAUACUAAUAAGUUUACUUUAAAAUAUAUCAUCCAGAACAACAUGGGUGGAUGUCACAGAUUCAUAUCGAAAUACGAUCACAAGUGGUACGGAAAAUACUUCUAA